UACAGCCCCCCCUAUCGCGAAGCAGGCUAAUGUUUUUGGUUAGCGGACGAGGCCUCUAGUCUGCAGAGUCGACAGGGUCUAUAGAUGCAUAUGAGCACGAUGGAUCCCCCCUUUAUUCCGUGAUGAACGUCCCGUCCUUCUCUUCGUGGUCGUCAUUUGCUGUUAGUCCACUUUUGCGUCGAGUUUCCUCUACACGGUACAUUAUUCCUCGGAGCUUCUUCGUCCGUCAUGGAGCAACCGCCUUCGAAGUAUUCCAACCAGCGAGCUCCUGGUAAGGAGCACAUUCCUCUCUAUCCCAAAGGCUUUGUCGCCGUCCGGAUAAUCCAGCUAAUUCUCAGCAUCGUCUGCUUGGGGUUAUGUGCCUUUGGCAUUGCUUACCUAGUCUUUGCGGGAGAUGCCUUGAUGUUAUUUACCGCGAUUGCGACUAUCAUAACUAGCAUAUAUUGCCUAGUUGCGAAUUUUGGCCCUCCGAAGGCCUUUAACUACUGGGCUAUACUCGGCUUAGAUAUCUUCCUCGUCAUCUUUUGGCUGAUCUCGUUUGCCCUCCUCGCUGCUCAGGUUGCGGCGGCAUUCGUGUACUACGACGACUACAGCGACUACUACGAUGACUACUAUGACUUGAGUAGUUACGACACGGCGAUUAAGACCUACAUCGGCUGCUUGGCUGGUGCUGCGGGCCUAGGUGGCGUCGAGUUCCUCCUCUACGUCAUCUCGCUCUCCGUACACGGCGUUAUGCUACACCGCCACCGCAAGGCCGGGCUUAGGGCUAUGCCUUCGAACGUAGCGUCCGGCGGUGUUCCGGGUGCGGCUGUAGUGCCUACCGACGGCGAGAAGUUCCAGAUGCAGCCUCAGGCCAAUCAGGUCUACCCUCAGCAGACUGUGCCUGCAGCAGGGCACCUUCCUCCCCAGCAAGUCAUCUACCCGCAGAACUCGCCCUCUCCUCUGUCGGCUCAACCCACCGGGAACUCUUACGUCCAGCCCCAGCAGAUCGUGAACCCUGGCCAGCCCAUCUACGAAGUUCCCGGCCAACCUCAGCAAUAUCACCCAGCCUAAAAAAAGAAAAAAAGAAGGGAUAAAGGAGUAAGGGACCCGCGGCACCUCCUAGUAUACAAUUGGCUUUAAGCGGAUUUGUGUUUGGUAACUAACGUUGUAGAUAGAUAGAGACCUACCUUUCAUGUUUACCUAGCAGAC
Molecule: messenger RNA, 1191 nt
Organism: Annulohypoxylon truncatum
Lineage: Eukaryota; Fungi; Ascomycota; Sordariomycetes; Xylariales; Hypoxylaceae
Exons: 3
Coding region: 229-1053 (274 amino acids)
Cellular component (GO): membrane
Source: RefSeq, a predicted model, not a curated record